Pogonomyrmex barbatus (red harvester ant) is the source of this 1416-nucleotide messenger RNA. RefSeq names its product mitochondrial import inner membrane translocase subunit Tim10 B. Lineage: Eukaryota; Metazoa; Arthropoda; Insecta; Hymenoptera; Formicidae. The record is from RefSeq and is a predicted model, not a curated record.
ACACCACCAAGCUCACGUGUCACGAAAGUUCUCUUACAUCUAACGCGUUACUGAAAUAAUAUUUUAUAAAAUUGUGUGCGCAUAUGAGAUUGUCAUCUUGGGAAAAUAUAUUCGUAACGUGUGCAAAAUACAGCUGUCUACAUGGAUACCCUACAGCUAAGAAAUUUCAAAGACUUCCUUCUGCUCUACAACCAGAUAUCCGAGAUGUGCUUUAAAAAAUGUGCGAAUACUUUUCUCUCUCGAGAAAUCACCUCAGACGAGGAUUUCUGCAUAAAUAACUGCGCACAGAAAUACAUACAUGCUAAUCAUAAGAUAAUGGAGAUAUUCAUGGAGGUGCAGCCUGCAAUGGUACGCAAAAGAAUGGAGGAGAUAAACACGACUCAAGCGGCAUUAGAAGCGCAAAAUCAGCAAGCGGAGCAGAGCCCACAAUAGUACUUCUGUAUUAGCUAUAAUAUAUAUUGUUCGGGAAGGAAAUACGCAAUUGAUAUUUUCUCUCGUCCUGCAUUUGUAUAUGUAAACAAGUGUUUACAUAGAUCGUACCUUCCAAGUCUUUUUAUCGAUUGCGAAAACUAUCUACUUAAAUAAUACCAUAAAUGUCAUCUAACCUUGCCUUCGAUAUAUUUUUAUGCCAAAAUAUAUAUUUUAUGAGAGAGAUAUCAGAGGAAAGAAGUGCUCUCUUAUAUAAGCAUUCAUUUAUUGUUAAGAGAAUUUGUAUACACAUAAUAUACACAUACAAUAACAUCAUAGUUAGGAACACAUAAUCUCUUUCAGCUAUAUUAUAUAUUUUAUAAAUAAUAAAAUGUCCAGGUUACAUAAUUCGCAGAAAACAAAGUUGUUUUCUUUUUCAUCGCGUAGUGUCGAUAAUUAAAGAAAAAGAUCAGAUCUUGGCAGAGAGAAAACGGAACGUUUUACUUUUACUUCCAUUGCGUGGAAAUUGUGGAAUGCAACUUAACUAUAACAUAGCAAAAUUAUGUAUAAUCUAAAAGGAGAGGAUACGUGUUCGUGGAGUCUUUACAUGCAUGUUAUAUGCAAAAAAUAUAUACAGAAUGUAGCAGCAUUACACGUUACACAGGCCAGAGUUAUGAGAUAUUAUCAAGCUAUUAUUCCCUGGAUAAUAGAUGCAAGCGUAAAACGAUAAAAAUCUGGUGAUUCUCCAAGAGACAACUGAUAUCUUACGUUAUACAUUCACCAUACACACAUGUGAAAUGUUUAUUAAAUAUCAUUUACACACUGGAAGAAUCAUCUUCACAAUUUUGUGGCAUAACAUCAUAAUAUUAUGUAUCUGCCUAGUAUAGCUAGUUUAUUUCUUCGUUAACUGCUAAUUGCAAUAAUUAUCACUAUCAUGACAAGAAAUGUUCAUCGUUAAAAAUGCCACACAUUUUCGUUACAAAAUACACUUGAAAGUCCCUCCCCAAA